AUGGCCUCUCCGCAGCAGGUUUACUUGCUCCCUUUGAAAGAUGAUGGCUCUCCAGAUGUACCUGGGGGAUAUAUAUAUCUCCCACCGCCCAGUAAUCCUGCAUAUCUAUUGCGUUUCGUGAUAGAGGGAAGCAGUUCGAUUUGCAGGGAGGGAACACUAUGGGUGAACAUUCCCGAGACUGGCAAGCCAUUUGAUCGCUCGGUAUUUCGGAGCUUCAGAUUGGAGCCAGAUUUCAACAAGAAUAUCCAGAUCGAUAUUCCUGUUACCUGUCCUGGAUCCUUUUUGUUCCACACCACAUUCACGCCCCUACCUCAAUUCUCUGUCGGCCCUGUUCCGACCCCUGAACCAGCGAGAACACCUGAUUACUACGUCGAUGUCGCACCGAGGUUGACGCUUCGUGGUAAAGAUUUGCCUCUCAAUGCGCUCUCUAUAUUCUCCGUGUUGUCUAAAUUCAUGGGCAAAUAUCCCACGGAUUGGGACAGACACUUGAAUGGUAUCAGCCAGCGCAACUACAACAUGGUGCAUUUUACACCGUUGAUGAAGCGCGGAGCUUCAAAUUCUCCAUAUAGUAUCUUUGACCAGUUGCAGUUCGACGACGGUGCUUUUCCCAACGGUGAGGUAGAUGUUGCGCAAAUGAUCUCGAAAAUGGAGAAGGAAUAUGGACUUCUGUCAUUGACCGAUGUUGUGUGGAAUCACACUGCUCAUAAUAGCAAGUGGCUCGAGGAGCAUCCAGAGGCUGGUUAUAGCGUGGAAACUGCACCAUGGCUUGAGGCGGCUUUAGAAUUGGACACCGCUCUAUUGAAGUUCGGUCAGGACCUUGAGAAACUAGGUUUGCCCACUGAAUUUAAGACCGUGGAUGACUUGCUGGCUGUCAUGACCGCACUACGAGAGAAGGUAAUCAGUGGCAUCCGUCUCUGGGAGUACUAUGUCAUUGAUGUCAAAGCCAACGCUGGGCAUAUCCUAGAAAACUGGAAAGCUUCUGGGUUGAAACACUCCGCGUCCAAGAAAUAUGCUGAAGUGGAUAUCGGCGGAUUCAAAGAUUGGCCUUUGAAGCAGCAGGCAGAUCUCGUACGUCAACAUGCCAUUCCCACGAUCAAGCAGGUUUUGGGACGGUUCGGCAGAGCGCUUGACCCUGAAUUCGGGUCUCUGAUCCUGACUACUAUGUUCGGGAAGUAUGACUCUUCAAACUCCGAUAUUGCCUCGAUUGAGAAGGCGCUGGCAACUAUACUGGAUGAGGUCAAUCUGCCAUUCUACGAGGAGUACAAUGCAGACGUCUCUGAAAUUAUGAAUCAACUGUUUAACCGAAUCAGGUACAUCAGGAUUGACGACCAUGGUCCGAAACUUGGGCCUGUCACGGACGAAAAUCCUCUGAUUGAAACUUACUUCACCAGGUUACCUCUUAAUGAUAUCACAAAGAAGCAUAGCCCCAAAGCACUAGCCCUUGUGAACAACGGCUGGAUCUGGAAUGCGGAUGCUAUGCGGGAUAAUGCUGGUCCUGAUUCAAAAGCCUAUUUGCGUCGUGAAGUCAUUGUUUGGGGCGACUGUGUCAAGCUCAGAUAUGGCUCAUCUCCUGAGGACAAUCCUUUCCUUUGGGACUAUAUGACUAAGUACACCCGCCUUAUGGCCAAAUACUUCUCCGGCUUCCGGAUCGAUAAUUGCCACUCAACGCCACUGGCAGUUGCAGAAUAUCUGUUGGAUGAGGCGCGUAAAGUCCGACCAAAUCUUACAGUCUUUGCCGAGCUCUUUACGGGGUCCGAAGAAGCGGACUACAUCUUUGUUAAGCGGCUUGGUAUAAAUGCUCUGAUUCGCGAGGCUAUGCAAGCCUGGAGUACCGGCGAGCUAAGUCGGUUGGUCCAUCGUCAUGGCGGCCGUCCCAUAGGCAGUUUCGAUGUUGAGCUGCCGUCAGCGGGAAGCAGUCAUGCGAUUGCCUCCGCCGGGGUCAACCAGAAUCGAGAAAAGAUCUCUCAUAUUCGUCCCUGUCCUGUUCAAGCACUUUUCAUGGAUUGUACACAUGAUAACGAAACACCAGCACAGAAACGUGAUGCAAGAGACACAUUACCCAAUGCUGCUCUGGUUUCGAUGUGCGCCUCUGCCAUCGGAAGCGUCAUGGGCUAUGACGAGAUAUAUCCCAAACUUGUGGACCUUGUUCACGAAAAGCGGCUAUACUUUUCGGAGUUCUCGAAAUCAGCCGAGGUUCAUCAUGACUGUGAAAGCGGCGGAAUUGGGAGUGUCAAGAAGCUGUUGAAUGAACUUCACACGAUGAUGGGAGUGGAGGGAUACGAUGAAACGCAUAUCCACCAUGACGGAGAAUACAUCACCGUUCACAGAGUGCAUCCUAAAACGCGCAGAGGGAUUUUCCUGAUCGCUCACACUGCUUUCCCGGGGCAUAGUACUAAUGCGGUUCUUGCGCCCACUCAUCUCGUUGGAACGCAGGCCAAGCACAUCGGAACUUGGAACUUGGAAGUAGACGCGAGCGAUAGCAUGAGAGCAGAAAUCCUAUCGGAUAAGGAUCACCUGCGAGGACUGCCCAGUCGGAUUCGGAAAUUCGAAGGCACAAAGGCCGAACAGCAAGGCGAUGAUACCAUUAUUUCAGUUCUCGAUACGUUCGCUCCGGGAUCUAUCGCACUCUUUGAGACGUCCAUCGCCAAGGCUGAACAUGCAGCAGGUUUGGAGAACCACAUCUCUGAGGGAGCGGACGAAGCUUUUGCAGAGCUUAGUCUGGUCGAUCUCAAUUUCGUCCUUUACCGCUGUGACGCGGAAGAAAGGGAUUUGAGCGGAGGCCAGGACGGGGUCUACAACGUCCCCAACCAUGGGCCGUUGGUCUACGCCGGUCUUCAGGGAUGGUGGAGCGUCUUGGAAGAUAUCAUCAGGUACAACGCACUAGGCCAUCCACUUUGCGACCAUCUCCGUCACGGCCAGUGGGCUCUAGAUUUCAUCGUCGGGCGCAUGGAGAAAGCCGCAAAGAAGGAAGGAUACACUGCACUGGAGAAGCCUGCUAAAUGGUUGCAAGAGAAGUUUCAGGCGGUCCGUGAUUUACCAAGCUUUCUGUUACCGAGGUACUUCGGUAUCAUUAUCCAGGUAGCAUACAAUGCUGCAUGGAAGCGUGGCGUUCAGCUGCUGGGACCCGAUGUACGGCAGGGACAGGAAUUCAUCCAUCAACUGGGCAUGGUCAGUGUGCAGGUAACUGGCAUUGUGAAAUCCGCAUCUCUUUGGCCUACAAAGACCGUUCCCAGUCUUGCAGCUGGUCUUCCGCAUUUUGCAGUGGAUUGGGCGAGAUGCUGGGGCCGUGACAUCUUCAUAGCCCUUCGAGGCCUCUUUCUUUGCACCGCCCGUUUUGAUGACGCCAAGGAGCAUAUCCUAGCAUUUGCCAGUGUACUCAAACACGGCAUGAUCCCGAACCUCCUAAGUAGUGGCAAGUUACCCCGGUACAAUUCUCGGGAUUCCGUGUGGUUCUUCCUCCAGGCCAUUCAGGACUACACAAAAAUGGCGCCCAACGGCAUUGAAAUCUUGAACGAGACGGUUGCCAGACGCUUUGUGCCUUACGACGAUACCUGGUUUGCAUAUGAUGACCCUAGGGCAUAUUCAAAGCAUUCGACUAUUUCGCAGGUCAUUCAAGAAGUGCUCCAGCGACACGCGCAUGGAUUGUCAUUCCGAGAGCACAACGCCGGGCCUGAUCUCGACAUGCAAAUGAAGCCGGAAGGCUUCCAGAUCGAUGUCAAAGUCGACUGGGAGACGGGAAUAAUUUUCGGUGGUAGUCAACACAACUGCGGUACGUGGCAAGACAAGAUGGGAGAAAGCGGAAAGGCGGGAAACAAGGGCGUUCCUGGUACACCUCGCGAUGGUGCCGCAAUCGAGAUCACCGGGCUGCUUUAUAGCGCAUUGACUUGGGUUUCCCGCUUGCAUGAGCGCGGACUCUACCCACACGACAAGGUUGACAUUGCGGAAGGGAGGUCGAUCACUUUCAAGGAAUGGGCGGCGAAGAUCAAGCAGAACUUUGAACGCUGCUAUUAUGUCCCAGAAAGCCCCGAGGAAGAUGGUCAGUAUGAUGUUGACCCCAGCAUUGUCAAUCGCCGGGGUAUCUACAAAGAUCUUUACAAAUCCGGCAAGCCGUAUGAGGACUAUCAGCUCCGCGCCAAUUUCCCCAUUGCCAUGACUGUGUCUCCAGACCUUUUCACACCGUCGAAAGCGUUGGGAGCUCUGGCUCUCGCAGACUCUGUCAUUGUCGGCCCCAUCGGUGUCGCUACUCUGGAUCCAUCCGAUCUCAACUAUAACCCCAAUUACAACAACUCGGAAGACUCGGACAAUUUCGCGACUGCCAAGGGUAGGAACUACCACCAGGGACCCGAAUGGGUCUGGCAGCGGGGAUUCUUUCUUCGUGCUUUCCUGCACUUUGACCUUGAGCGCCGGAAGACAGCAGAGGAACGGACGGAGGCGUAUCAACAAGUGACUCGACGCCUAGAGGGUUGCAAGCGCGCGCUGAGGGAGAGUCCAUGGAAGGGCCUCACAGAGCUUACAAACAAGAACGGAGCUCACUGUGCAGACUCUUGUCCCACUCAGUCAUGGUCGGCAGGUUGCUUACUUGACCUAUAUUAUGACGCCUCCAGACAUUCUUGA
Messenger RNA from Aspergillus fischeri NRRL 181, 4614 nucleotides. RefSeq names its product putative glycogen debranching enzyme Gdb1. The record is from RefSeq and is a predicted model, not a curated record. The coding region runs from base 1 to 4614 and encodes 1537 amino acids. Gene Ontology annotation, biological process: glycogen catabolic process; glycogen biosynthetic process. Lineage: Eukaryota; Fungi; Ascomycota; Eurotiomycetes; Eurotiales; Aspergillaceae. Gene Ontology annotation, molecular function: amylo-alpha-1,6-glucosidase activity; 4-alpha-glucanotransferase activity. The transcript has 3 exons.